UUUGUGCCAACUGCCUGUGUUGCUAAGUGAGUAAAGAACUUUAUUACAGUCUUUGCUUUGGUAACUUGGGAAAUAAUGCAUUUCACACCAUGAAUCGGUGGAAUGCCUCAGAUUCAAAGGGGGUUGUUUUAACUGCUUACAGCUCCAAGACAGCUGAAGAGAAGAGCUCGAAAGAGGUGGAAGAAAGUCCACCUGCCUUAGCAAGUAGACGAUAUGGCCAUUACAACAUGAAUCAUGCAAAAGCUACAAAAGGCCCUCCGAACAGGACAGCAUAUGGCCGCUCCAACUCUCAGGAUUCCUUGGACAAUCUUUCAAUGGACGAUUAUUGGAAUGAGUUGGACAAUAUACAGAAGAGCAGAGAGAGUGGCCAUGAAGAGCAAGAAGAAGUCAUUCUGAAAGUACAGGAUGAGGGCGAAUCAGAAGCAGAAUGGCUAAAGGAAGCUGGCUUGUCAGAGCUCCUUGGAGAAUCAGCUGGAGACAAAGAGGAGACCAUAGUUCUACUUGCCACGUUAACUCGUACUCAGGCUGCAGCGGUGCAAAAAAGGGUAGAGACUUUAACACAAACAUUGAGAAAAAAGAAUAAACCUCAUCCACCCCCUGAUGUCAGAGAUAUCUUCAGGCCACAGUGUCCAGAAAAAGAUCAAAACAGAAGUGGUGUAGAGUCUCGAGGAGGAACUGAGAAAGAAACACAAAGGACUAUUGCAGAAGAAGAGGUCAGUGCAUAUGAGCCUUCAAAGGAGAAAGAGAAAGUAUCUGUGUUAGAUGAUGUGCCAGUGCCUGAAACUGAUCUCAAUUUAGCGGUAUCAUUUUCUGAGCAGGCUGCAGACCUAAAAGACAAGUAUAAAGGCCAAAUACCUAAAGGAACAGAGGAAAAUACUAUUUUGCCUAAUUUCAGAUUGCAACAAGAUAAAACGGGAACAACAAAAGUCGGUGACCUGGCUCCACAAGAUAUGGCAAAGGUUCACUCCUUAGCACUGAUUGAAUUAACUGCACUUUAUGAUAUACUUGGAACAGAGUUCAAGCACCAGAAAGCCAUGAAGAUCAAAACAAAAGAAACAGGAUUGUUUGGGGUCCCUCUUUCAUUACUUUUGGAGCAAGAUCAGAAGAAAGUCCCUGGUACCAAAAUUCCACUGCUGUUUCAAAAACUAGUUUCCCAUAUAGAAGAUGAAGGCUUGCAGACAGAAGGACUAUUAAGGAUACCUGGUGCUGCAACAAGAAUUAAGACUCUGUAUCAGGAGCUAGAAGCAAAAUUUUAUGAAGGCACUUUCAGCUGGGACACAGUCAAGCAACACGAUGCUGCAAGUCUCCUUAAGCACUUUAUUCGAGCUCUACCACAACCACUACUCACUCAGGAAUACCUCAAUGCUUUCAUAGAUGUGCAGAAUCUUCCAACAAGGAAACAGCAGCUGCAGGCCCUUAAUCUUCUAGUCCUCCUACUUCCAGCUCCAAACAGGGAUAUGUUGAAGGCCCUGCUUGAAUUUCUGCAAAGAGUUAUAGACUACAGAGACAAAAAUAAAAUGACCCUCAACAAUGUUGCCAUGGUGAUGGCACCCAACCUCUUCUUGUUUAAAGGACUUCGUACAAAAGCUAGUGAACAGAAGGAAUUUGCUUUGGCAACAGGAACAGCCGGCAUCAUGAGAUUUCUUAUAAAAUACCAACAACUUCUGUGGACAAUCCCUAAAUUUAUUGUUGCUCAAGUGAGGAAUUUAAAUGUGGAAAAUCAGAAGAAACUAGCAAGAGAUAGACCUAUGAAAAAAUUGCUAAAGAAGAGGAUACCUGAACGGGAUAAGCAGGACAAGCAAGAUAAGAGCCUUAUAGAAGUAGAUAUUCCCAAAGGAGUAAUAAGAGUUCAAGCGCAUUCAUUCUCCAAAGUUUCCAUGGCAGUACAGCUGACAGAAGAGUUGAAAGCCAGUGACAUUCUAGCUAGAUUUCUCAGUCAAGAAAGUGGGGUCAGUGAAUCCAUAAAUAAAGAAGACGUGUGCCUCUAUGAAAUUGGGGGGAAUAUCGGUGAGCGUUGCCUAGAUGACAACACGUAUAUGAAAGAUUUGUAUCAGCUCAACCCAUGUGCUGAUUGGGUUAUCAAACCUAGAAGUUCCUAAGUCAAGAAGAUGUAAGAACAAAACAUUUCUGCUUGAAUUAGAUAACCGUGUCAAGAAAUGCAGACCAGUCCAUGGAGACCAUCCUCAUAGUAGAUACUGUGUACAUUUAAUAUUUAAUUUCUAGAGACUAUGGUUAUUUUUUUUAAUCUCAGUCUAUUAUUUUCGGAGACCAUUAUGUAUAUAUUUUUUUAUUUAGGUUCUAUUAUAGUUAAACCAAAGUUGAAUGAAAAUUAUUUUUCAUGACUGCAUUCGAUAAAAAAGCCAUGACAUUAUUCUUUUAUGACAUGAAGGUAUACCGAGUACAUAGGUGUUAAUGGAGAACCAUUGACAAUGUUGUGACAUGACCAGUUCAGUAUAUCUCUCUCAUUGAAUAAAGUAUAAAGUGCACCCCACUCCCACUUGUAGUGGCACACAUUCUGCUACUGUUCUUUUAUUUCUGUCUAGUACACUUGUUCUCCUAAAUUCAAACUACAUAUAGCUGUAUUGCAUGAGGAAGAGAAAUGCUUAGUUAUAAUCUUCUCACAUAUAUUACACAUGUAGGUUUGAAGAAUUGUAGCAACAAGUAAGAACAAACAGAAUUGUGGUCUCUGGGAUGACUAUAAAAAAAAAUCAGUCACUGGAGGGAUAAUAGUGCAUACACUAAAUUAGAGCAUUAAUGAACUCAGAAUAUGAACAACUAUGAAAAGCCUAAAGUAAAAUAUAAACAAAUCAGUAAACAGAUACUGUACACACAAGCCAUUAAGCUUAGGAAUGUGAAGAGAACGGACACCAGCAUUGCGCCAGUUGUAGGGAUAUUGACUUUAUAAUAUGGUAGCUGUCUCCACACAACAUUCUAAAUGUUGAAUUUUAACUGCAAGUCUGCCUAAUUACACUCAUUUCUGGGGUACAAGGUCUAUUUUUGGUGGCUUUCAAAAGUUACACUCUGCAGUGAAAGAUGUGAAAGUAUUGGUGUGUGUGUGUGUGUGUGUGU
Protopterus annectens (West African lungfish) is the source of this 3069-nucleotide messenger RNA. It is a transcript of the gene ARHGAP18, whose product is annotated as Rho GTPase activating protein 18. The record is from RefSeq and is a predicted model, not a curated record. Gene Ontology annotation, molecular function: GTPase activator activity. The coding region runs from base 90 to 2099 and encodes 669 amino acids. Gene Ontology annotation, cellular component: cytoplasm. Gene Ontology annotation, biological process: regulation of actin filament polymerization; signal transduction; regulation of small GTPase mediated signal transduction. NCBI's taxonomy places the organism in Eukaryota, Metazoa, Chordata, Ceratodontiformes, Protopteridae. The transcript is spliced from 15 exons.